CCUUUUUGACCCCACAGGGCUGCUGUAGUCAGGCAGUCGCUUGUAGCAAACCACAGUUACCAACAGCCCUUCCACGAACAGUUUUCAUUUACGACAUGGCAAUGAUCACCGUCCCCACCACCGCCUCCCGGUUCGCCCUGCUCCAGAUAGACUCGGAUUCGGACUCCGACGCCUCCGAUGCGGGGAAGACCAACAACAAAUCCGGACGAGACUCUUCCGGAAAGCCCCGACAUGGAAAGGCAGGAGCCGGGGGGAAAGGGGCUCAGUGCAACGACAAGAAGAAAGACAAGAAAAAGAAGAAGAGGGAACAGCAGCAGAGUGAGGCAAAUGAGCUACGUAAUCUGGCCUUCAAGAAGAUUCCCCAGAAGUCUUGUGUCCCACCUCCCACUAUGACUCUGUCCGGAAUAGCCGGUGAACUCCUCAGUCCUACAUCCACGGAUAACAUGGUACCUCCAGAGGGAUGGCAACAGUGGAAGCAGAAGGAUGAACAAAUAACCAGUGAGCUCUAUGAGGCUGACUUGGAGAAGGCCUUGAUUCUAAGCAAACUGGACUUUGAACAACAAAAACCGAACACCAACACAAACGCAUCCUCGCCAAAGGCACGAGUAGGUAAAGAUGGCGGAGGGAAGAAGGACAAAAAGAAGAAUCAGCAGGCGAAAGACAAAAAGACGGUUUCACUGCAGGACUUCCAGGCGGAGGGGAGUGCAGAACAUUUGAAUAAGAAGCAAGAGAAAGAGGAUGCCAGAGUGGCUAACCUAGCACUGGGGAACGGGCCCGAGGAGCGUUUCUUCAACAAGGUCGAGGAUGACAUCGCUCGAAUUGUCCAACAGGAGAAGAGACGCGAGCAGUUCACCAACAGCCAGGGACAAGAAGUCAUCACCUCCACAGAACAUGAACCCGAUCCCAGAGCAGAGCAGCUGAAGUACGAUCUGGAGAAGAAAGACAACGAAAUCGAGAAGCUAAAGAAGAACAUUACACAGUGGGAGGGGAAAUACAAAGAGGUGAAAGCAAGAAAUUCCCAGCUGCUUAAGAUGCUCCAACAGGGAGAGAUGAAAGAUAAAGCAGAACUCCUUCUACAGGUAGAAGAGCUACUACACAUAAAAGAAGAACUGUCAUCACAGGUAUCAUCACUACACGCGGCCCUUGAACAAGAAAAGUCUAAAGUCAAAGGUCUGCAGUCAGAUCAACCAAAACAUCAGGGAAACAAAAGAGGAAGGAAAGGCUCGGAGAUGGAUCUAUGAAGGUCCCAAAUGGGAAAGACAUAACAUCCAAAUUAAAUAAAUCAAUGAACAAAUGAAGAAAA
Molecule: messenger RNA, 1303 nt
Organism: Eleginops maclovinus (Patagonian blennie)
Lineage: Eukaryota; Metazoa; Chordata; Actinopteri; Perciformes; Eleginopidae
Gene: gkap1
Product: G kinase anchoring protein 1
Biological process (GO): signal transduction
Cellular component (GO): Golgi apparatus
Source: RefSeq, a predicted model, not a curated record